This is a messenger RNA of Brachypodium distachyon (stiff brome), 1389 nucleotides long. Its product is annotated as E3 ubiquitin ligase BIG BROTHER. NCBI's taxonomy places the organism in Eukaryota, Viridiplantae, Streptophyta, Magnoliopsida, Poales, Poaceae. Gene Ontology annotation, biological process: protein ubiquitination; negative regulation of organ growth. The record is from RefSeq and is a predicted model, not a curated record. The transcript has 8 exons. Bases 256 to 1011 code for a protein of 251 amino acids. Gene Ontology annotation, molecular function: ubiquitin-protein transferase activity; ubiquitin conjugating enzyme binding.
AAAGCUUGGGGAGAUAGGGACGAGCGGGGCGGACAAGAGGACGACAGCACGCGAGCCACAGAAGAUCUCGUCCUUCGCCCCCCUCCCUCCUCCUUUCCUCCCUCCCCACUCCUCCAGCCUCUCCAGUCCUUCGCCGCGGCCACCGCCGCACGCGGGCCGCGGCAUUGCGCUCCCGCUGCCGGGGGAACGAGCGGUGGAGCCGGCUCCGGAGGGGCGGGAUCGCCGUCCGAUUCGGUUCAUGAUUCACUGGAAGCAAUGAACGGGAGUCGACAGAUGGAACUCCACUACAUAAACACUGGGUUUCCAUAUACCAUCACCGAAAGCUUCAUGGAUUUUUUUGAAGGCCUCACAUAUGCUCAUGCUGAUUUUGCCCUUGCAGAUGCCUUCCAGGAUCAGGCUAAUCCAUACUGGACAAUGAUGCAGACAAACUCGUAUAAGUAUGGAUAUUCUGGUGCAUCAAAUUACUACAGUUAUGGACAUGUGUAUGACAUGAAUGAUUACAUGCAUAGAGCAGAUGGUGGACGCAGAAUUUGGGAUAACCCCACACCUGCAAGCAAUACCGAUUCGCCCAACGUAGUCCUGCAGGGUGCUGCUGAAGCUCCUCAUCCAAGAGCAAGUUCUACUACUGAGGAAUGCAUUCAACAACCAGUGCACCAAAAUUCAAGCAGCCCGCAGGUUGUUUGGCAAGACAACGUCGAUCCUGACAACAUGACAUAUGAGGAAUUAUUGGAUUUGGGCGAGGCAGUUGGGACCCAAAGUCGUGGUCUCUCCCAAGAACGCAUCUCAUCACUCCCUGUCACAAAAUAUAAGUGUGGUUUCUUUUCAAGGAAGAAAACACGCCGUGAAAGGUGUGUAAUUUGCCAAAUGGAGUAUAGGAGAGGGGAUCUGCAGAUGGCGCUCCCCUGCAAGCAUGUAUACCAUGCCAGCUGUGUGACAAGAUGGCUUAGCAUCAACAAGGUAUGCCCUGUUUGCUUUGCUGAAGUUCCCAGCGAGGAACCCAGCAGGCAAUGAGCUAUGGCCGUAUGAAGUUCUUGUGCUCGGCUGUGCAGCCCCGUUGUGACCGGUGCCCUCAACCGGUGCAUGAUUCCUGCUUGAAGGCAGCUUUGUCACCGCUGCCUUUAGACUUGUGUAUUAGGACCAUAUCACCAAAUAUAGGUUAUAAGCAGAUGUAGCUGGAGGCUGGAACCGCUUCCGAGAGGUUUGUCGUUGACUGUAGAGUUCGACUGUGAACUAUAACCACGUGCUAGAUGGAAACAUGCUCAAAUCGCACGCCCUCACGAGGUGUUUUUGUUCACUGCAAAGAACAUGUGCUAGUUUCUGUUACUUGAAUUGCAUUAGUUUUGAGGACAGUGAAAAGAUUCAUUUGUUACUCCCUGCUUUGGCUCAUCA